CCCAAAAAAAUAAAUAAAAUGAAUUAUAACUAGUGGGAUUUGGUGAACCUACACUCAGCUAAGAUGGUAACUGCUGAAUAGAGAACAAAUAAAAAAAAAUUAAAUGAAACAGAAUAAAUCUGUCACACUUACGUCGCCUGCCCCCACCGAAUUGCACUUUUUGGUUAUUUCUUAUAAUUUUGUAUUUUGGAGAAAUAAUGUUAGAAGGUCAAAUACUUCUCACUUUCAAUCUAAUGGUUCAAUAAAAAUUACAAAUAAUGUAAUCCACAAUCAUAUGGAUCUGACGGAUUCCAACCCCAAAUGUAUGAAAUAUAUUUGGUAUACAAAUUAAAAAACGAUUACGUACUGUUUUGAUAAUAAGGCCAUGUGGGGGGAAAAAAACUUGUCGAGCCACUUCCGUGUUUAUUUGCGCGACGGACCAAUGGGGGACCUCGCUGGGCCCUCCGCCUCGGGAACAUCCAAUGGCGCGCGAAAGGGGCGGGGUGACCUUGCCAAAGUGCCAGAAAAGUGGAAAACAGCGCCCCCUGCCCUCAAAAAUCGGUCGAACCAGUUCACGCCGAUUCGGACGUGAUCGUCCGCCAGGGGCCCCCCCGAGGGGGCGUGCGUGUCCACGCGUGGGUCGGACGUGAACGUCAAGCGGGUUGCGGUAGAGUUCGGUAAAUCAGGAGCUUUGACCUCAUGGCGCAGAGACGCGAGGCGAAACCCACGCGGCCCGCAAACGCUCCCCAAAACACGAACGUUUCUCCUCCGUGUUCACAAUUUUAAGAGUUAAUCGUCGCCGGGAGUCGCAAGACGAAGGACGUUUGCUGGGGCGUGGCCUCGUGAGUGACAUCAGCCGCCGCAGUCAGCUCGGCCCGUUCAACCCGUGUGAGCGUCUGGACCAGGUGCGUCAUGGCGGGCGACAUGAUGAUGCUGAUGCGAGGCUUGGCUAAGCUGAGCAAGGCCGUGGUAGAGACCCACGGCAGCGGCCUACGCGGCGGGACGGGAGGCCUUCCCGGCGUCAGCGCCGCUGUCCAGAACUUCCAAUCGGCCGCCGAGCAAGGCAUCGCCAUGGUGGUGACGAAAGCACAGGAGCUGAGUCAGCAACAGGGCUCCCCCGAGUCCGAGUUUCCUCAAGACGAGUUUUCCACGUCCGAGUUCAGAGAGUACGACGACUUUGUGGCCAAUCACCAGGGGAGCGCCAACGUAGACGCGGGCGCGUCCAAUCGGAGCGCGGCGGGCGGGACGAAGAACUCGCCGUUCGCCGGCUACAAGGACCCUUCGCGGGAGUUCAGCAGCAGGCGGUACCACACCGACGCCCGCCGCCAGCGCCCGAUGACGGGCGGAGGCGUGCGGUUCGAGGCCUGCGCCUGGCGCGGCUACCACCAGGAGCCGUCGUCGUCUGUGGGCGGGCUGACGGCCGAAGACCUGGAGAAGGCCCGGCAGAGCAAGAGGCCCGAAGUCAAGCCGCACAAACAGAUGCUGAGCGAGAGAGCCCGCGAGAGAAAAGUGCCCGUGACGCGCCUGAGCAGACUCGCCAACUUCGGAGGUCUGGCGGUCGGCUUGGGUAUCGGCGCCUUGGCGGAGGUCGCCAAGAAGACCAUCAGACAUAACGACGCGACAGGAGAAAAUAAAAAGGCCGUGCUGGACUCGAGUCCCUUCUUGUCGGAGGCCAACGCCGAACGCAUCGUGAGGACUUUGUGCAAAGUGCGAGGGGCUGCGCUCAAGCUGGGCCAGAUGCUCAGUAUUCAAGACGACGCGUUCAUCAAUCCGCAGCUGGCCAAGAUAUUCGAGCGCGUGCGGCAGAGCGCCGACUUCAUGCCCAUCAAGCAGAUGACGAAAGCGCUCAACAGCGACCUGGGCCCCAACUGGAGAGACAAGCUGGAGUCCUUCGAGGAGCGGCCCUUCGCCGCCGCCUCCAUCGGGCAGGUCCACUUGGCCAGGCUCAAGGACGGCAGGGAGGUGGCCAUGAAAAUCCAGUAUCCCGGUGUGGCCCAAAGCAUCAACAGCGACGUCAACAAUUUGAUGACCGUGCUGAGCAUGAGCAACGCGCUGCCCGAAGGUCUGUUUCCCGAGCACCUGAUAGACGUGAUGAGGAGAGAGCUGGCGCUGGAGUGCGACUACGUCAGAGAGGCUCAGUGUGCCAAGAAGUUUCGGGAGCUUCUGAAGGAUCACCCGUUCUUCUACGUCCCGGAGGUGAUCGAGGAGCUGAGCAGCCGCCACGUUCUCACCACGGAGCUGGUCCCCGGCUUCCCCCUGGACCAGGCCGAGGGCCUCCCGCAGGAGCUCAAGAACACGAUCUGCGAGAACAUCCUGAAGCUCUGUCUCAGAGAGCUGUUUGAGUUCCGCUUCAUGCAGACGGACCCAAACUGGUCCAACUUCCUGUACGAUCCACAGACGCACAAGGUGGCGCUACUGGACUUUGGCGCCACCAGAGGAUUCGACCAAAGUUUCACAGACGUCUAUAUCGAAGUGAUCCGCUCGGCCGCUGAGGGCGACAGAGAAGGAGUUCUGAAGAAAUCCAUUGAGAUGAAGUUUCUUACCGGUUAUGAGUCCAAGGCUAUGGAGAACGCGCACGUGGACGCGGUGAUGAUCCUCGGCGAGGCCUUUGCGUCGCCGGACACCUUUGACUUCGGCGCGCAGUCGACCACGGAGCGCAUCCACAACCUGAUCCCGGUGAUGCUGCGCCACCGCCUGACGCCGCCGCCCGAGGAGACGUACUCGCUGCACCGCAAGAUGGGCGGCUCGUUCCUCAUCUGCUCGCGUCUGGACGCCAAGCUGCGCUGCAAGGACAUGUUCCAGGAGACCUACCGGGGCUACUGGGAGGGCCGCACGCCGCCUGUUUGACGCACCAGUCAAUAGAAUGAUUGGGAGGAAAAAAAAUCGACUCGUAAUGUCUGAAUGCGCACGAGGGUUGUUUUGGAGGCCAAAGCUAUGGACGAAAAGUACUCAAAUGACUGUUUAACACGGUUGGUGUCUUUUUUUUUUUUUUUUUUUACCUUUACCAGGCGAUCAGGGUCAAAGGGGCUCAUCUGGAUGAUUAUAAAGAUGAUGAUGAUGAUGAUGUAGUCAGUCAGUUGCCGUGGACCAGGACCAUACAGUCGUGAGCAAAAGUUCGGUUUUCACAAAGUUUUUUUCCGCUUCAGUGUUGUUAGAUUUUUUUGUUAGACGUUGCUAUGAUACGCUGAAGUAUAAUUACAAGGAUAUCACAUGUCAAAGGCUUUUAUUGACAUGAAACGUAUGCAAAGAGUCAAUAUUUGCAGUGUUGACCCUUCUUUUUCCAAGUCCGCUGCAAUUCGCCCUGGCAUGCUGUUAAUUAAUUAGCAAUUUGUGUCAUUGUCAAAACUUUUGGCCACGCCUAUAAGUGUCUUCUUCGAGGCCCUCCUUGUUUCUGCUUUCAGAUUAAGACCAUCGUAGGAAGAAAAUAAAUAAAAAGAGGAGUACAUUGAAGACUGGAAUAAUUUACAUUCACGUAGUUGGGUAAACCUAAUUUUUGUCCUUGCUUCCGUUGAUUGCAUUUUAGUUUAUUUGGGAGACUUUUGUUUUUGCCGGUCAGUUUUUACGAAGCUCAGGGUGAUUUUACUGCGUUACCGUUAACAAUAAAUGAGCAGUAUCUUUUGCGUCUGCUUGAUUGUUGUAAGCUUUUUUUUUUUUUUUUUUGGUCCAUAUAUGUGGAUUACACUUGAUUAAAAUAAAAAUGUGCUUGCUGUGAG
This is a messenger RNA of Syngnathoides biaculeatus (alligator pipefish), 3692 nucleotides long. RefSeq names its product coenzyme Q8A, genome duplicate a (gene coq8aa). Gene Ontology annotation, molecular function: kinase activity. The transcript is spliced from 17 exons. Bases 892 to 2826 code for a protein of 644 amino acids. The record is from RefSeq and is a predicted model, not a curated record. Gene Ontology annotation, biological process: ubiquinone biosynthetic process. Lineage: Eukaryota; Metazoa; Chordata; Actinopteri; Syngnathiformes; Syngnathidae. Gene Ontology annotation, cellular component: extrinsic component of mitochondrial inner membrane.